Messenger RNA from Oppia nitens, 1337 nucleotides. RefSeq lists its product as uncharacterized. Bases 3 to 1337 code for a protein of 444 amino acids. Lineage: Eukaryota; Metazoa; Arthropoda; Arachnida; Sarcoptiformes; Oppiidae. Gene Ontology annotation, molecular function: UDP-glycosyltransferase activity. The record is from RefSeq and is a predicted model, not a curated record. The transcript has 2 exons.
AUAUGACGUCCAUUAAUAAUAAUAAACUAACCGUACUGUUGGCUCCGUGCAACUAUGUCGGUCCUAUGAUGGCCAGUAUCGGUAUGGCCGAAGUACUGCGAGAUGCCGGCCAUCGACCAGUGUUUGCCGUCAAACGUGAUUGGAUUCAAAAGAUUCAACGGUUAAACUUUGACAUCGAGCUUCUGGAGGAACCGGAAUCGACUGCUGACACCGCCGAUAGUUCAGCGGUGGUUAUGGAUUCGGCCGACAAGAAUGUGGCCGACAAUGAAAAAAUGUUAACCAAUAGGACACCAAUGGAACAAUUGAUAUCAGUGUUUACCAAUUUUGUCGACGAACUUAUAGCCGAUAUGGAGACCGAACAGCCCUAUCUCACGAGUAUUAUUGCCAAAGUCAGGCCCAAUGUCAUCAUAAUUGAUCACAUUUUGGUCAAUCCGACGAUUUACAACUCACAGGUGCCCUAUAUUAUGAGCUACAGUAGUAAUCCAUUGAAUUUGGACACCUGUAUAGAGGAUAAACGUCUACCGCCGGGAGCAUUAGGACUGUCCGUAAACGGCGAUAAUAGCAAUUGGGAAGUCUAUAGACAACAAGCAAAAGAUUCACGUCUAGACAGUUGGUAUCGAUAUAGAGAUUGGCUACAGAAAUAUGGCUGUCCGGUAACGGAUAAAUAUCAACUAUUUUAUCCGUCCCCCUACGCAACCAUCUAUAUGUAUCCCAAAGAGCUGGACUAUACCGAUGUGAGACCACUUCCCGACACGUUUCAUGGUUUUGACAAUUUUAGGCGUACGGGUAAUGAGGAUGUGUUUGAAGUACCGAAACAGUUGAGUCAAAGAUCAGGAAAAUUGGUUUACCUGUCGUUGGGAUCAUUGGGCAGUGGAAAUGUCGAUCUAAUGAAACGUUUGGUCGCUAUUCUAGCCAAGUCUGAGCACAGAUUUAUUGUGUCCAAAGGUGUCAAACACGACAAGUAUGAGUUGGCGGACAACAUGUGGGGCGAAAGGUUUGUACCACAGGUUAAGGUGUUGCCUAUUGUCGACCUAUUCAUAACACACGGAGGAAAUAACUCGUUUACCGAAUGUAUGUCUUUCGGUAAACCAAUGAUAGUGUUCCCACUGUUUUUCGAUCAGUUCGAUAACGCACAGAGAGUUGAGGACAAGGGUUACGGUAUACGACUCAAUCCAUACGAGUGCUCUGAACAACAAUUACUUCAAUCAAUUGACAAACUAUUAAAUGACAAACAAUUGAUUGAAAAAUGUAAUAAAAUUGGACAACGAAUACAAAAUGAAAAAAAUAAUGAAAAAUUUGUGAAAUUAGUCGAAAAUGUUAGUAAACUAAAAAAGUAA